AUGGAGGUACAAAAAAUAGAUGAUAUUGUACCCCAGGAGGGUCCCGUAACUGGAGAAUCCCUCCCCGAGCCAAUUGGCUCGGGCUGCCCCUCGUAUUCUGGGGGGGGCAAUUUGCACCUUUAUGAUUUAGAAAAAACUACUUGUGACAAUGUGUCAGGUAUUGAAGUUUCAAUUUGUGAUAAAGAAUUUGCGCGCCCAUUUGAGCGCACGUCUCAGCGCAGAGACAGUGUCGGGUCGGACACGUCGUCGGUGGUGUCAUUUAUCUCUAUGACAUCAUCGGACGUCGUGUCUAAACGGCCCAGGAAAAGGGGGAACCCGGGAGCCAAUAACAGCCCGCCGGGUUCAAAACGCCGAGUGCUAAGGCGCUCGGUUAGGGAUGGAAGUGGGGAGGACGAUGAGAUUCUUGGCCAAUCUCUCACCCCCUCCAACACCAGAGCGAAGGCCUCACUACCAAAGGUGGAUGACCUGUUGGCAGAAAUGCAGGGACGACCGACAGCUGAUCUGAAUGCUUUUAUUGCAGCUCAGCUGUCCACUGUCGAAGGGGUUGCCGACAGGUCGAGAAAUUUGAAGGGCACCUUCGUUCACAGUCUUCGCCUUGCCGCGAGACAGGUGCAGGCCGCUACCACAGAGCUGGUGCAACGCACGGUGUCGGGCCGGAACGAGGAGAGGCUAGAGCGGGAGAACGCAGAGCUGCGCUCUCAGGUAGCCGCCCUCAGUUCGAGGCUGGAGGACUUGGCCAAGGAGGUGGCAACACUCCGGCAGACCCAGGACCAGGUCGCAGCGCCGGUUUCGCCUGUCAGGCCUACCCCCGAACCUUCGGGAGAAUGGGAGCGGUGCCUGAUGGAGCGCAUUGGGAGUUUGAUGGACAAGAAACUUGCGGCAGUUGCGUCCAUCGCUUCCGCUCCUAAGACUCCUACUCGUGUCGGCUCGACACCGUCAGCCGGGCACAAUAGGCCAGCAGUGGGGGCAGUCCCAGGGACACAGCCCAGGCCUAAGGCCAAAAAAAGGAAGAAGAAGAGGAAGAAGGGGGUUGUGGAGACCCCAGCUCCGGUGGCUCGUACACAACCAGUGCCAUCCUCUGCUACUCCGGCAGCGGGAGGAAGCACCUGGGCCACCGUAGUGAGCAGGAAAGCCCAGAAGCCGAAAGCAGCGGUCACUGCAUCGCAGCGGCCGGCACAGACGAAGAAGGUGGUUCCGGCGAAGCCUACCUCAUCGGCAGCUAUUGCCGUCACAAUUCGGGAGGGCGCAGACGUCACAUACGCUGCUGUCAUGGCAGCAGCGAAGGAGCGUGUGCGCCUGAGUGACUGCGGCAUUAGCACCGUCCGCAUGAAGCGAGCCGUGACUGGGGGCCUCGUCCUAGAGGUUUCUGGCGCAGACUGCUCGAAGCAUGCGGACGAUCUUGCCGCGAAAAUGAGGCAGGCCCUAGCCGACAUACCGGUCCAUAUCGCGCGCCCUUUUAAGACGGGUGAGGUGCGCGUCAUGGAUCUGGAUGAGGCAAUCUCACCUGUUCAGUUGGCCGCGGCGAUUGCGAAUGCGGGAGAGUGCCAGGCUGCCGACAUCAAGGUGGGCGAGAUCCGACAAGCACGGUCGGGUUUGAAUUCGGCGUGGGUCCGGUGUCCGCUCUCUGCGGUGCGCAAGCUGGCAGCAGCGAAGCGCAUCCGCGUGGGGUGGGCAUCGGCGAGAGUUGAGGUCCUGGCGGCCAGACCAAUGCAGUGCUACCGCUGCCUCGAGACUGGCCACGUCCGCCGCCAGUGCCCCAACUCUGUUGACAGAAGCGACAGGUGCUACACUUGUGGGGAGACCGGUCAUCGCGCAAGCCAGUGCAGGGCGGAUAGGCCGAAAUGCCCUCUUUGUGCCGACCUCGGUAGGCCAUCAGACCACCGGCUGGGCAGCAAGAGGUGCACUCCUCCAAAGGGCCGUAAAAAGAAGCCGCAGGCCUUGCCUGCCAACCCACGAGCCGAUGAACCGGUCCCAGCCAGCUUGCCGGUUCCAACGGGCAACACGGGCCCGAGGGAGGCAAUGGAGGUUUCCCAUUCGCAGCCAUAA
Molecule: messenger RNA, 2046 nt
Organism: Plutella xylostella (diamondback moth)
Lineage: Eukaryota; Metazoa; Arthropoda; Insecta; Lepidoptera; Plutellidae
Source: RefSeq, a predicted model, not a curated record